This is a messenger RNA of Trypanosoma cruzi, 1869 nucleotides long. RefSeq lists its product as uncharacterized. The record is from RefSeq and is a predicted model, not a curated record. Gene Ontology annotation, cellular component: nucleus. The coding region runs from base 1 to 1869 and encodes 622 amino acids. Gene Ontology annotation, biological process: mRNA 3'-end processing. Gene Ontology annotation, molecular function: mRNA binding; protein binding. Lineage: Eukaryota; Euglenozoa; Kinetoplastea; Trypanosomatida; Trypanosomatidae. The transcript has a single exon.
AUGGAGUUGUAUAGCGAUGAUAACUGUCCUUUGUUUCUUAGUGAGUAUAUUCGAUCAAAUCCUUCUUCUGCAAUAAGCGCACGUUGGGUAUUUAAACUUACCGAUGAAGAACAAGGGGAUUGUAUAGCGAAAAUGGUUGAAAGUGCGGUUUAUCAAGAAACCUGGCUUUCAUAUUUUGAAUAUGCAGAGAAAAAGGAAAUUUCCGUGACGGAUGAGAUAUCCUUAGAGGCUAUUCGUGCAGUUGGCCUUGAUCCGUACAGUGCCUCUUUAUGGUUAAAAGUUAUUGAGCUAUGUUCAAAUGAAGAAAAAAAGCGGGAAUUAUUUCAACUAGCGUUAAGGGUGCCCUUGUAUCAGCAAGGUCUGGUCUAUAAGGCUUACAAAAAUUUUGAGUCAGAAGUGGCCAAGCAAAGUGGACACAGCAUUUCGAGCUUUCCGUCACUUUCCGAAGUUAUGCAAUAUUCCAAGAUCUUGGAGACAGAACCUGUUUGGCCCGAUAGGUUUGUUGACGUCCAGACGGCCAAUCGUGCGCGUAAGGAUGCAGUCAUUGCUCAAUGGAAUAGCUUAUUAAAUUUUAUGUUUGAAAAAUAUGAAGAAUGCCUCAUAUCAAAAGAUCUUUAUUUGAGGCGGAUUGAACUUGCAUUCCGCCAGUUAUGUAGUCAGUUUUCCCAUGAGGAUAUCUGCUGGUAUGCUUAUGCAUGUUUUGUGGCCGUAGACUUGAAGGAUGAAAUACAAGCUCGGGAAAUUGUCGAAAAAGGCCGUUGUUUGAUUGGUGAUAACUCCAUCGCCCUGCGAUCCUUGGAUGCGUUACUGUCCAAUUCAGACCUUGAAUCAGUGAAUAGGUUUAAUGAUAUUUUGAAUAAAGGAAUAUUUUUACAAAGAUUAUAUGCAAAUGCGGCAAAUGCAUCCUUACAAAAUAGAAAACGUUUUCGAGAUGUUGGAAAAAUUGCAGCUGCAAAUUCUCUUAGUGAUUGGAGGAUUUAUCAUCAAUGGGCUUUCGCAGAACAGUGUGUUUUGAGUGAUAUUCAGAUGGCCGCGAGGGUUUAUGAAAGAGGUAUUUCUUGUGCCGCAAAUUCUUUGAAAGAUGCCGUAUUGCUGUCAAAUGAGGCGGUUAAGUAUCAUCUUUGGCAACAAAAUGAGCGCGAAGUUCUUGGAUAUGCAGAGCGUCAAAUUGAGUUGCUCUCAUCUACGCAGCAUGAGGGAUUUAUACGAGCUAGUUGGAACCAACUUGUUCAUGCUGAGUCUAUUUUGGGUUUGCCUUCGCUAACAAAAACACUAAGAAGACGUGCCGAACGAUGCGUGGAUUUUGCACGUAAAUCAAUUAUUGAGCGCUAUCGCGUGGGUAAUUAUAUUCCGUGUUCCGAUGAGGAACUUGAUUGGCUUGAAUACGUAGAUGAUCUCUUCAAAGCUCGUAAAGAGGAACAGGAACCUGUUUUUGAAGGGGUGACACCAUUGAAGCACCUGACUCUUUCUACAGAUUUGACUUCUUACCCCGAUCCUGUUUUACCGGAUGUAUCUUUAUGGAGUACAUUUGAGAUGUGCCCCAACCGUGAACAUUCUUCCGGAGCAGAAGAUUCCGACGAAGUUGUUGGGUCUCGAACGCUGCGUGGGCGACUUGUAUACAAGUUAAAAAUUGAUGAAAAGACAGUGGCCCGAUUGAAGCGCGAGGCGCAAUUGCGCCAAGAGGAGAAUAAAGGUGUCGAUAGCAAGGCACUCAAUGGUCCACAUACCGCUCUCCAGGCGUUGGUUGAAAAACUGGAAUCCAAAAGGUGGAAUGCAAGCCAACUGAAAAUGUGUAGGAUUCUGAAUGCCGAAUGGCUUAUGAACACACUCACCCACGGGGAAUUAGAUCUGCGUAAACGGCGCCAAUAA